This is a messenger RNA of Paramuricea clavata, 402 nucleotides long. The record is from the annotation of a GenBank genome assembly. NCBI's taxonomy places the organism in Eukaryota, Metazoa, Cnidaria, Anthozoa, Malacalcyonacea, Plexauridae.
AUGUCGGAUGUUGAUGAAAGUUUAAACGCGUCUUAUGAGGACAUUUCUGAAUCUGUUGUAAAUAUCUUAAAAGAACAUCUACGACAUCUCAGUUUAAUGCAUUUAAAUACCCAGAGUAUGGUGUCCUCCUUCAACGAGUUCCAGGUCUUUUUAUCUCAGUAUCCGAUGGAUGUUAUCACUAUGAGUGAAACGUGGCUCAAGGAAAAUCCCGCACUUUUAGAAUACGUUUCUUUGUUCGGUUACGGAGCAGUGUUCCGAAACCGUGACAAGAUCCGUGGGGGUGAUGUAGGAGCAUAUAUUAGCAACUCGGUCAAGUACAAGCGAAGAAAGGACAUUGAGAAGCUUCAACCAAAUAGAAUACGUUUCUUUGUCCGGUUACGGAGCAGUGUUUCGAAACCGUGA